UUGAUCCUUUCUCGCCAUUUUCUUCUACUAUUUGGGCGAAGCCCUUGAUCCGAAGAACUUCUCGCAACGAGGUCCUCCUGAAUCCUUCGAUUCAGUCCCUACAUUUUCCCCCGCCAACGGCGCCAAUCGCGUCCCCUUGUCGGUCCGAGCCGAACGACCUCGGAUUCGAAGGAAAUUGCCGUGCUUGGUGGCGCCAUUCCCUGGAUCUUCGAGACGAGAUCAAAUUUGCGGGAUUACAGGGCCUUCGAGAAAUUUGAGCUAUUUUGGAUCGCGGAAGCUAUCCAGAUGGGCGUGGAUUUAUACUUUCUAAUGGAGAGUUUUGUGAGGAAGAAGAGUUGCAAAUGAUCUUAUCUCUUAGUUUUGCCAUCCAUUGAUCUCUUUAGGAGUUCUGUGGUUACAAUGCAUGCAUUCCGAUAUUGGGACCGGUUCCCAAGCGGUUCCUGGGCUUCAAUCUUCAAAGAACUUAACUCGGGGUGAAUCACUGGCUUGAGAUGGCUUGAAUCUGAAUUUGGGUUCGAAUUGGCUUUGAAUCUAAUGGGUAGAUGAAUAAUCUGCAUUUCUCUUCUCUAGAACAAAACGUGCUACAUGUUCUUUUACGGGGCAGGUUCAGAUGCUGUCGUAUUCUUCUUAUUGUUCAGAGGAGUGGUGUUCUUCACGCAUGCAAUGCCUGACAUUAGAUCGCAGAUGGCAGAUUCCGUAAGAUCUGGUUCCCUCGAGAGGGAUAUCGAACAGGCAAUUAUAGCCCUCAAGAAAGGAGCAUGUUUACUUAAGUAUGGACGCAGAGGAAAGCCAAAAUUUUGCCCUUUCAGGCUUUCUAAUGAUGAGUCCACAUUGAUUUGGUAUUCAGGAAAAGUGGAGAAACAACUUAUACUAAAUCAUGUUUCAAAAAUUAUACCUGGGCAACGGACUCCUAUAUUUCAGCGAUAUCCAAGGCCUGAUAAGGAAUACCAGUCAUUUUCACUUAUAACCAAGGACAGGUCUCUAGAUCUGAUUUGCAAGGACAAGGAUGAAGCCGAAGUUUGGUUUGUUGGUUUGAAGGCCUUAAUUUCAUGUGGAAAUUAUCAGAAGAAAUCAGAAUCAAAAGGACAAAGAAUAUCUGAUCCAAAUACACUUGCUCAAAGAAGUCUUCCACUGAUUUCACCAUCUUGUGAUACUUAUACAUUCCAAAAGGAUGCUGGAGAUGCCCCAAGGACAUAUGAGAAUCCUCCAGUUAGCAGCUUCGCAAAGGUAUUUUCUGAUGUGAUACUAUACACUGCAGCCACCAAAAGCUCCACUCAGUCAGAGUCGGUACGCAAUUCUGUGAGUUCACUCUCAUCUGGAGGUGUGGAUAAUUCAACCGGACAGAGCUCUGCAGUUGAAACUUCUAGAGUUAGUUUAUCUAGUGCAAUAAGCACAUCCAGUAACGGGUCAUGCCAUGGCGAUUUUGAUGCCCUGGGUGAUAUUUUCAUCUGGGGAGAAGGCAUAGGCGAGGGGGUUCUUGGUGGUGGUCUUCAUAGGAUUGGAAGUUCAUAUGCAACCAAAACAGAUGCUCCUUUGCCAAAAGCUCUGGAAUCAGCUGUAAUGCUCGAUGUCCACCAUAUAGCUUGUGGUAGUAGGCAUGCGGUUUUAGUCACCAAACAGGGUGAAGUCUUUAGUUGGGGUGAAGAGCUGGGAGGCAGGCUUGGACAUGGUGUAGAUGCUGAUGUUUCCCAACCAAAGCUUGUUGAUGCUCUAGGUGGUAUGAACAUUGAACUUGUAGCAUGUGGAGAGUUUCAUACAUGUGCUGUCACUUUGUCAGGAGACCUUUACACAUGGGGUGAUGGUAUUCACAAUUCUGGUCUUCUUGGGCAUGGAAGUGAGGCUAGUCAUUGGAUUCCUAAACUAGUAGCUGGUCAAAUGGAAGGCCUGCUUGUGACAUCAGUAUCUUGUGGACCGUGGCAUACAGCCGUUGUAACAUCUGCUGGGCAGUUAUUCACAUUUGGUGAUGGUAUAUUUGGUGCUCUAGGCCAUGGAGACCGUAAAAGCGCGAAUAUGCCGAGAGAAGUGGAAGCUUUGAAGGGAUUGCGCACUGUGAGGGCAGCUUGUGGUGUCUGGCAUACUGCUGCAGUUGUGGAAAUAACAGUGGAAUCUACAGAUAAUGGUAACCCUGCAUCUGGAAAGUUGUUUACAUGGGGAGAAGGGGAGAAAAGCCAACUUGGACAUGGUGAUAGAGAACCUAGAUUAGUUCCAGCAUGUGUGGCCGCUUUAUCUGAGCCAAGCUUUUGUCAGGUGGCCUGUGGGAAUGACGUUACUGUUGCUCUCACAACUUCUGGACAAGUUUAUACGAUGGGGAGCACUGUUCAUGGACAGCUUGGGAAUCCUGUAGCAGAUGGAAAGCUUCCCACAUGUAUUGAAGGAAAACUUUCAAACAAUUUUGUUGAAGAAAUAGCAUGUGGUUCUUAUCAUGCUGCAGUUUUGACUUCUAGAACUGAAAUCUACACCUGGGGUAAGGGAGCUAAUGGUCAGUUAGGCCAUGGAGACAACGAUGAUCGUACUACGCCCACACUUGUUGAAGCUUUGAAGGACAAGCAAGUUAAGAGUGUCGCAUGUGGUGCAAAUUUUACUGCUGUCAUCUGCCUUCAUAAAUGGGUGUCAAGUGCUGAUCAAACUGUAUGCUCUGGUUGCCGCCUUCAAUUUGGUUUCAGAAGAAAGCGUCAUAACUGUUAUAACUGUGGUCUGUUUUUCUGCAAAGCAUGCAGUAGCAGAAAAUCUGUAAAGGCAUCUUUAGCACCAAAUGUUAAUAAACCUUAUCGUGUAUGCAAUGAAUGCUAUGUUAAACUUAAAAAGAUCACAGGGUCAGGAAUUGUUUCUCGAAUUCCAAAACAUCAACAUGGAAACCAAAAACAAAUUUCCAAUGAGAUUACUGAAAAAGAAUCUGUUUCUUCAAGAUUGCAUGGACAAUGCUCUAGGAUUUCUUCAGUUGGUUCCUUCAAAGGCGAAAGCAGGCAUUCCAAGUUGAAGAAAUCUGAAAUGAAUAAUAGUCGAUUACCUCCCAUCCUGAAUGAAACCUCUAAAUUGGGGAGCUCUUACCCAUUAAAGUCUUCAAAUGCAUUUUCUGGUUCUCCAAAAAAAAUGGUUUCUGCUUCUGUUCCGACUUCAAGAACAACUUCUCGAUCAACAUCUCCUGUCUCAAGUAUGCAGAGUCCACUGCCUUCAAUAACCACUCCACCUGUAUCUUGUCUCACAUCCUUGGAAAUGGUUGCUGAUGAAUCAAAGAAGAUGAAUGACAAUGCGAUGCAAGUUGUUAGACUGCAGUUGCAGGUACAGGAUCUUACACGCAAAGCUGGGCUUUUGGAGGCUGAGCUCAAAAGAACAUCAAAGCUCUUGAAAGAAGCUACAGCAAAAGCAGAGGAGGAAGCUGCAAAAUAUCAUGCUGCAAAUGAAGUAAUCAAGUCUCUUACCGUGCAGGCACCAAAGUCCAAUAGCCACCUGGCUGAUCCAUUGCCCAACAACACUACAGUACCAGAAGAGACAGAAUGGGUUGAACAGGUUGAACCAGGAGUUUAUUUUUCUUUUUACUCUCCCCCUGGAGGUGGAAAGCAUCUCAAGCGAGUACAAUUCAGUCGGAAAAAGUUCAGUGAACGACAGGCAGAGACAUGGUGGUCUGAGAAUAAAGUAAGGCUCCAGAGGCAGUACAUAAUCGCAACUGCAGAAAAAUCCAACAUGGACCUUGCUUCCACAUCUGACGGUAAGGAAAGCAUGAUUGACUAACAGUACUGAUGGACACAUUUCCCACCACCGGUAAUCUUCUUUUCUUAAUGGCUUGGUGGGUGCUGCAUAUGCUCCGUUGGCCUAUGAGCCUGAAAGCAGCGUCAACAGAGGUAAAGGGAGAUAAAUUGCAUAUUGAGUAUUCUGAUUCUUCUCCGCUGCUUUAGUUUUUGCAGCAAUUAUGCCCUCUGUUCCACUUGUGAUUUUUGCGCCUUAAAACCACAGGUCCGCAUGCAUUUCUUUGUCACAUGCUUUUCCUUUUAAAAAAGAAAAAGAUUCUCCAGCCAUCUAUUUUUUGUGCUGGGCCUCCGUGUAAUUCCGUAAGAUAGUUUUUAUUU
Elaeis guineensis (African oil palm) is the source of this 4064-nucleotide messenger RNA. Its product is annotated as PH, RCC1 and FYVE domains-containing protein 1-like. Gene Ontology annotation, molecular function: metal ion binding. The record is from RefSeq and is a predicted model, not a curated record. Lineage: Eukaryota; Viridiplantae; Streptophyta; Magnoliopsida; Arecales; Arecaceae.